CAACCUCCUCCAGUCAUAUGUCCACCUAUGCAAUCAACUCAUCUUGGACAAUCUUCUACUACUUCUUUGCUAAGAACAUUACCAACCAUGAUUUCUCACAGCAAAACUCACUAGCACCUCACUCCCUAACACACUCUAUGUCAUCGUCGUUCCCUAGUGAAUCAACUACCGAGCUAGAACCAUUGCCUGCUAUCCUGCCUUCACCAUCAGAAUCAUCAUCUAUGUCUCCACCACCUACUAACACUCAUCAUAUGGUCACACGAUCCAAGGCUGGAAUCUUUAAACCUAAAGUUCUUCUCACGACCGACCUACAAAACAACAAACCAAACUCUUUCAAAGAAGCUCUCAAAUGUCCUCAAUGGAAUAUGGCAAUGCAUGAGGAAUAUACUGCAUUAAUUAACAAUGGUAUUUGGAACUUAGUCUCUUUGCUCCCAGACAGAAAGUUGAUUGGCAACAAAUGGGUGUUUAAACUCAAGAGAAAUCCUGAUGGUUCUAUCUCUCGAUACAAGGUGCGACUAGUUGCAAAAGGUUACCAUCAAUUUCCUGGCUUUGAUUACUCAGAUGUUUUUAGUCCUGUAGUGAAACCAGUAACCAUACGUGCGGUUCUCUCCAUUGUUAUUACUCGUGGAUGGCAGAUUCUGAUUGGGCACGGGACUUAGAUGACCAUCGCUCCACUUCUGGUUAUUGUUUAUUUCUUGGAGAUAAUCUAGUUUCAUGGAGCUCAAAGAAACAAUCUACCGUCUCAUGCUCAAGUACUGAAGCUGAAUACCGUAGCUUAGCUAAUGCUACUUCUGAAUUAAUAUGAUUGCAAUCUUUACUUAAGGAGCUUCGAAUCUAUCAAACUAAAAUUCCAGUCAUCUGAUGUGAUAAUCUGAGCACAGUGGCACUUAGUGCUAAUCCAGUUUUACAUUCUCGUACAAAGCAUUUGGAGCUUGACCUUUACUUUGUUAGGGAACGAGUUCUUAAUAACACUCUUGCUGUCCAGCAUGUUCCCGCAUUAGAUCAAGUUGCAGACAUCCUCACAAAACCUCUUGCUGUUCAACAUUUUACUUGGUUGAAGCACAAACUCAGGGUUCUUUCUCCUACCACCCUUCGUUUGCGGGGAAAUAUUAGCAAAGAACAAAUCUGACCUGCUGAUACUUGCAAAUCCAUUGUAAAUUGGUAUUUGUAAAUGUGUACACCUGUUGCAAUCACAAUGCAUUUAGUUAGGCAAUUAGGAAACGUGUCACAGUCUCACACAAUCUCAGUGAUGAUAAUUUUCUAUAUAUAUC
Molecule: messenger RNA, 1271 nt
Organism: Olea europaea var. sylvestris
Lineage: Eukaryota; Viridiplantae; Streptophyta; Magnoliopsida; Lamiales; Oleaceae
Exons: 2
Coding region: 18-659 (213 amino acids)
Source: RefSeq, a predicted model, not a curated record